Amoebophrya sp. A25 is the source of this 605-nucleotide messenger RNA. NCBI's taxonomy places the organism in Eukaryota, Dinophyceae, Syndiniales, Amoebophryaceae. The record is from the annotation of a GenBank genome assembly.
GAUCGGUCUACGUUCAUCGUAUUGAUCGGUCUGUCUGAACGACCAUCGAAUUUUGAGGACGGUCAUCGGUGGCACGUUAUACUAAGACUAGGCAUGCGCGCUGAAGUUUUACCUAAAAAAUUAGCCACAGAGAAUGGCAUUGGAAUGCGCGCUGAAGUUUUACCCACAGAGAAUGGCACUUCCGUGUUACUAUCUUAUCAACGCAGCUAUGGCAGUGAUGUUUCGGUCUUUUCCUUCAAAUCUUAUGGUAAAUUUGUGAAUUCGGCGUGAACAGUUUUGACUACUUUUUCGAUGUAAAAAAAUCAGUGAUAGAUGUUAUUUCUUAUGAUGUUGAAAAUAUUACUAGUUUACUAUAGAUACAUAGUGAUGUGAAGAUGCGGAGUCCACAGGCCACAAUCACUGAUGCUAUGCCAAAAUGUUGUCAACUUGACAUUUAGAAACAAAUGAGAUACUUGUAGAGUAUCAGUUUUUCUUGAGCUUGCAUUUCCUUUCUGAAAUCUGAAACCUUUCUACAACUAUCCCCUUUUUCCAUAGUUUAUCUGGCACGACUAGUCUCUCGUCUGUUCUCCAGACCUUAAGAGGUCUGAAUUCAAAUUCCAUUUGCG